This is a messenger RNA of Strongylus vulgaris, 396 nucleotides long. The record is from the annotation of a GenBank genome assembly. Lineage: Eukaryota; Metazoa; Nematoda; Chromadorea; Rhabditida; Strongylidae.
GGAGGGCAUGUGCGGCGUGGACCUAAUGCCGUUGACAAUAACGACAAUCGUUUUAAAUGGUGUGCUGCCAUGCUUUCCGUUCCGGUGAGCAUCCUACUUCUAUUAUGGAAUCUUGAUGGCUCUGGGAACUUUAGAAUUCAUUCAUGGACAAGCGGCUACAUCUAUAGCAUUUAUAGAUACGAUGACAUUCUUUGUAUGGAUGCGACAAGAGUUCGACUAAAGGCUCGUUCUGAAAAUGAUGAUUACAUUCAUGCUAAUUGGAUCACAAUGCCUGAUAAUCAAAAAUACAUUUGCACUCAGGGUCCACUUGCCGAAACUGUUGAGGAUUUCUGGCACAUGGUUUUCACAGAAAGGAGCAAUGUUGUCGUAAUGCUCUGCAAUUUUGUUGAAGGUUAG